AUGUCGUCGUCCGAAGGCGCCCCGGAGUCAUGGAUCUCCUCGUUUUGCCAACUUAUGGGUCAUGAGUUCUUCGCGGAGGUUUCUGAAGAUUUUAUCGAGGAUGAUUUCAACCUGACAGGCCUGCAGUCUCAGGUGCCUAUGUACAAGGAGGCCCUGGAGAUGAUUUUGGAUGUGGAGCCGGAAGAGGACGAAGAGGAGGAGGAAGAGGAAGAAGAGGAUGAGGACGACGAUGACUUACUUGGUGAUGAAAAACCGCCUGGGUACCGAAGGGAACGAAGACACGCAAGGGUUGCAAGUGAUUUGAGUGUGAUCGAGAGCUCCGCAGAGCUGCUCUACGGUUUGAUCCACCAACGGUACAUCACCUCACGGCCAGGUAUCCAGCAGAUGCUAGAGAAGUACGAGAUGCAACAUUUCGGCGUCUGCCCGCGGGUCUAUUGUAAUGGAUGCAAGGUGCUCCCCGUUGGUCGUUCUGAUACGCCAGGCCAGGAGACCGUGAAGCUCUUCUGCCCUAGCUGCCAGGACCUGUAUACCCCUCCAAACAGUCGGUUUCACUCCGUUGAUGGCGCCUUUUUCGGAACUACAUUCGGCUGCUUGUUCUUCAUGACAUUCCCUGACCUGGACAUCGGACCAACGUUCGACGUAAACCUAACUCUAUCACCAACGCGCUCAGCCUCAUUCCCUUCGACUGCCACAACCACAACCACGACCUCAGGUAUCAGCAACCAACCCCCAUCGGACACGCCUCGUCCCGUUUACCCGAUAGAACUCAAUGGCACACGAACGGCCAGCUUCGCACCCGGUCUAGGAGAAGGCAAGCUGUUCGAAUCGCGAAUCUACGGUUUCAAAGUUUCAGAACGGUCGAGGUCCGGUCCUCGCAUGAAGUGGCUGCGGAUGAAGCCAACAAACAUCCUCGAGCUAGACGAAAUGACCUAUUUCCAAUCGCUACAGCGCAGCUACGACGACGAUGGCGACGCAGAGAUGGGAGGAGACAACGCACAAAAUGCGAACUCGGCUAUCGCACAACGGAAAAAGGCCCCUAUGCGGCGGCGGCGGUACAACCCGGACCAAAUGAACAUAAACGGGGUUGCGGGUUGA
Aspergillus puulaauensis is the source of this 1095-nucleotide messenger RNA. It is a transcript of the gene CKB1, whose product is annotated as casein kinase II subunit beta. NCBI's taxonomy places the organism in Eukaryota, Fungi, Ascomycota, Eurotiomycetes, Eurotiales, Aspergillaceae. The record is from RefSeq and is a predicted model, not a curated record. The transcript has a single exon. The coding region runs from base 1 to 1095 and encodes 364 amino acids. Gene Ontology annotation, cellular component: protein kinase CK2 complex; cytoplasm. Gene Ontology annotation, molecular function: protein kinase regulator activity.